Molecule: messenger RNA, 1293 nt
Organism: Suillus discolor
Lineage: Eukaryota; Fungi; Basidiomycota; Agaricomycetes; Boletales; Suillaceae
Product: protein kinase subdomain-containing protein PKL
Exons: 3
Coding region: 153-1022 (289 amino acids)
Source: RefSeq, a predicted model, not a curated record
AUUCAUUCCCUCUGGUUGCCCUCACUGUGAAGUAUAGCGGCCGCGGUCCUCGUUUAGCACAAACCACAAUCCCCUGCGUUGCGCAUUCAGACUGACCACGAUUCAUCAUUCCUGAAGUGACUCAGACUCUGCCUCAUACUUGUUGGGGUGUCAUGCCAGUGCAGCUCUCCACGGACGACGAUCUUGAUAGUCCACCACCCUCUAAUCGCAACCUCUCCCUGUCCCCUUUGUUGUACUUAGUCAAAGCAUUCCUUUCUCUCACUCCUCCGCGCUGGAAACCAGCCAUAUAUGAUGCUAUUAUCGGAAAUCGUUACAUGUGUACCUCCCUGUACCAUGACAUUUUCCGUCUCCCCUUUGGACUCGUUUUGGAGGUCGUGAAAAAACCCAGUUACGUCGAAGCAGAUGCUCUGCGUUUCGUCAGCACCUUGCAAGAUAUCCACGCUCCUCGUUACAUCGACAGCGUAUCGAGCCAGUACAAAAGCUAUCUCCUCACUACUUGGGUAGAAGGUGACUGCGUGGGUGACGUAUGGGAUGAUCUGACCGCGUCGGAUAAGGAAAGGUUAGCGCACGAUUUGCGCCACCAACUAAGUUCGAUGAGACUUCAGACCCGGUCUUACGAGCUUCGUGCCGUCUGCAACGCUCCAGGUGGUCCUGUUGACGAUCCACGCAUUCCUUGGGUGGCUCGGGAGAAUCUCCGAAUGUUUCCAUCCUCUCAAGACUUCGCUGCGAGAUUGCGCGACGGAGUUCCUAUCGUAUUUAGUCAUGGGGAUCUUCUUCCAAAGAAUUUGAUUUUUCCGGGUGGCCUCAAUCAUUGGCGAUCGGGCGGAGAGAAGAUUUGCAUCAUCGAUUGGGAGUACGCUGGGUGGAUGCCAAUUUUCUGGGAUGCAUUAAAGGCGACAUGGUUGGAGUGCGAACCUGAUACAGAGUGGUUGCAAAUGAUGCGGACGAUUUUCCCUGACUGCAUUGAGGAAUUGGAUGCUGAUUGGCAGUGGCGAAGUCGUUCGAGAGUUACGAUCCUUUAGAGGUAAAUCUUUUGACAGUAGGCACCAGCGUAACCCCCUCAGCAAACUGGACAAGCGGAGUGAGUCAGUUAUCUCGGGAGCUGCGCGCUGGUAGGUGACUCAUGAAUUUUACACUCUUCCAGUAGCAGUUCUCUCAUGAUAGUGGUAUUUGCGAUGCCUUCCAGGCGUUUUAUGUUCCCCGCAAUCAGUUUGACAAGGGUGCCGACGCGCGGCAGGACUUGUUACUGGACAACAUCCUUGUCAAUAUUUACCUUAUUGUGUGACUUUUGAU